UCUGUUUCUGUUUCUAAAAUGAAUUUGGAUGGUGGAAACGAUAGCUUUUUUUCUUUUGGCUCUGGCCUAUGUGCUUGUAUAUUGAGUGUGUGUUCUUUUUUCUUCAUUAUUUAGUUGGGUCUUUUACCUUCGAAUCUAUCUAUCUUGUUUUUUACGUUUUUUGGUUCCAUUCUUUCUUGUUCAUUAACUACCAUUAUUAUCAUUCUCAUUGUUUACUGAAUAAUAUCUAUUUUGCUCUUGUUAUUGGGUCCCUACGGGACAAGUAAUUGAUCGGUAAACCUCAACAUAUAAUGAUGAUGAUGAUGAAAUUAUUGAUUUUGUUUGGAUAAAUUUUAUUUGAGGCUCAAUCGUCUUGAUUAUUUGUCCAUUUGUCGAUUGUUGGUCAUAUAAACAAACAUUAUUGAAAUUCAACCAGAUGAAUAUAUUUUCAUAAAUUUAUAAUAAUGAUAUGAUGAUGAUGAAAUGCACUACCACCAGCAUAAGACCAUAGGUCAAGUCAAAAUCGCGAAAACAGUCAUUUGAUUGCUAUUUCAUUGUCAUAAUUUGGCUUAUACUAUUGACGCCAUCACAAUCGAAUCAUCAACACACACACGCAUAGUCAACCUUUUGAAACCAAAUUUUUGUCGUUUUCAUCGUCAUCAUCCAUAAACCAAAAUCAACAACCACCACCAUCACAACAAACACACAAUUAACAAGUAAAUAGUCAUUGUCAAAACAACAACUAGUGUGUGUCGUCAUCAUCAUCGGUUAUAACGAUUAACAUAUUGAUUGAAUUGAACAAUCUGAUCAGACGAUCUAUAUAAAUUUAAUCGAAUAUAUAAACUAACCCUCUCUUGUGAAGUCAUCAUCAUCAUCAUUCUCUUGAAUCUCAUUCUCAUAAUAAUCCAAUUAAAAACCAUCAUUCUCACUAAAUAAAGAUGGAAGUACAUGUGGCCAAGAAAUAUCGGCUCGGCCAUAAAAUUGGUUCGGGUUCAUUCGGUGUCAUCUAUAUUGGAACAAAUAUAACGACCAAAGAAGAUGUAGCCAUCAAAUUAGAAGAUGUCACUUCGAAACAUCCACAACUUCAUAUCGAAAGUAAAUUCUAUCGUGUUAUGGCUGGUGGAAUUGGAAUUCCACAGCUAAAAUGGUUCGGUACCGAAGGCGAUUAUAACAUCAUUGUGAUGGAUUUAUUGGGUCCAAGCCUAGAAGAUUUAUUCAAUUUUUGUAAUCGCAAAUUUACAUUGAAGACUGUAUUACUAUUAGCCGAUCAAUUGAUUAGUCGUAUUGAAUUCAUACACAGUCGUGAUUAUAUACAUCGAGAUAUCAAACCGGAUAAUUUUUUGAUGGGCCUUGGUGAUCGAGGCAAUCUCGUAUACAUAAUCGACUUUGGUCUUGCCAAACGUUAUCGUGAUCCAAAAUCUCGCCAACAUAUUCGAUAUAGAACUGGGAAAAAUCUCACUGGUACAGCACGUUAUGCCAGUCUCAACACUCAUCUAGGAAUCGAACAAAGCCGUCGUGAUGAUCUAGAAUCUCUAGGCUAUGUUCUCAUGUAUUUCAAUCGUGGUUCACUUCCCUGGCAAGGUCUAAAAGCCAAUACGAAACGUCAAAAAUAUGAACGCAUUUCAGAGAAGAAAAUAUCGACCACAUUAGAAGAAUUAUGUCGUGGUUAUCCGGCCGAAUUCAUAGCCUAUCUUACUUACUGCCGUGAAUUACGUUUCGAUGAAGACCCUGAUUAUGUUUAUCUUCGAUCAUUAUUACGCGUAUUAUUUCAUCGGCAAGGAUUUAGCUAUGAUUAUGUUUUCGAUUGGAACGUUCUCAAAUACGGAAAUGGUAACAAUUACCAAAAUAAUCGACAAGCCGGUCCACAACGAACACAAGCAUCGAAUAAUCAUCUCAUGUCAAGUGGUAAUUGUUGUAAUAUGACCACCCAGGUGAUUGGCAACAAUUCUAACACGACAUUAUCGCCUAAUGUUACUCCAUUGAACUCAAAUUCAUUACAAAUCAAAGCAACGACAAGCGGUCCGUCUGGUACUGUACCAGCCGGUGCAGGUAUUGGACCCGGUAAUCAUAGUGGCCUAGUUGGUGGCCCUAGUUCCUCACAUAUGCAUCCAUCGGUACCAUUGAAUUUAACGUUGAAAAGCGUCAUACAGUCAUCAGCGGCAAUGAAUAUGGCCGCUGCACGUCAAACACCAUUGGCAGCACAAGCAUCAUCAAGUGGUAUGCAAUCUGCUGGUGCUGUAGGAGGGGCUGGUGGUGGUCCUGGUGGUGAUCCAUUACAUUGUACAAACUCCACGGUUGCCGGAUCAUCGAAUGGACAACAUUCAUUAUAUCGUAAACCACACAAUGUCCAUAUAAUGCCACCGACACAUUCAUCGAUUCGAAACUUGACCAUCUAUCAGAUGUCGAACAAAAACAAUCAUUGUACAACGGCAGCAGCAGCGGCGGCCGCUUUCCAAUCGAAUGGAGCGCUACAAACGAAGCAAUAAUUUUUCAAAUUUCAUUUCAUCAAUCCACAUUCACCAAUCAAUAUUGAACACUUUCAUCGAUCCUCAAACUAAUUAAUGAAAAUAUAUAUACGGCGAUAUCAACUCGACACACACACACACACGAAUACCUACCUUCAUCAUCAUGUUAUUAUUUUCAUGAUAACGUAAAAUGUCAUGUUUUUGAUCUUUAUCAUUUCUACCAAAUAUCUUAACAGUGAUCGGUCGUCAUCCUCAUCCUCAUCAUCAUUAUCAUUAUUAAGCAAUUUAAUUGGUGGUCACAGCUCUACAUUUUUAUUUUACAAUCUUCAAAUGUGAGCUUCAAUCACCAUAAUCUCUCAUCAUGUAUAUCUGUGUGUGUGUGUGUGUGUUUGUGUGCGUCCAUAAGGAUUUUGGUCGUUUGCUUUUUCAUGAUCAUCUCGGUUUCAAGUUCAUGAUACAUUUGCGUGCCUAUCAUUCAUAUUCACUCAUUUAUGAAUAUGGAAUCGCAAUUUCACUUUCUUUCUUCAAACCGACCCCAUAACACUCAUUUUAUUAUACCGAUCCUCUUUCAAAUUGAACUUGAAAUUUUAAAAUAAAAAAUAGUCUAGGCAAUGAAAUUUGAAUUACAUCAUCAUCACAAACAUACCCACACCCACUCAUGCAUAUAUUAUACAGACAUAUUCAUCUUUUACAAAACAAAAUUUUUUUGCUUUCCAUUCUUUGAGACAUUAAAAUAACCAAUAUUCUUGAAUGGAUUGUUUUUUGCUUUUUCGUCUUUAAAUGUGGGUGGGUAAGUGGCUGAAUGUCAUACAUCGUUCGACAGGUAUUUUUUCCAUUACGAAAUCGAUUGUAAAUGAAAUUUCCAACUUUGCUUUUGUUUCUGCUACAAAAAAAUACAAUAUACAUACGGUCAUUUACACUUUAGGAUUUCAAUUUUUAACAUUACCAUUACUAAAAAUAUAUUCACAUAUAUUAUCAUCAUUACAAAAAACAUUCGUCAAUUUUGUUUUUUUUUGUUUUUUUUUCCACCAACCAUACCGCUCCUGUAAACACAAGCACAUUUUUACAUGAUUCAAGUUUGAUCAUCAUCGUUAUCAAUUAACAAUUGGCAAUUGAUGAUACACACAGUCCAGUACAAACACAAUGAUUAUAUUCGAUAUUGUUGCGUUUUCACUCACAAACAGUAUACAUACAUUUUACCCCGAAUCACGAGCUUCAAAUCAAUCAUCUAACGAAACAAAAAAUGAUUCACAUCGAUCGAUAUUAUUAGGAUAAACAUGUGUUGUGUUCAACAACAAAAAUUCGUUCCAAAUUCGAAUAUAUUUCAACCAAGUCCGCUUCAAUUAUUUUUCAAUUCUGUUUAUCCGUCUUUCACCUGAUGAUAAUCUCUUGUCCACGAUGUUUUUUCAGCGGCAACCAUCACCCAUAAAUUCAAUCAUAAACAUCUCUCUCCGUGUCUGUGUUUGUGUGAUUAUUAAUUCAAAACUAUCAUCAGCUAUAACAAAAUGACCGAGUUCGACCAUCAAUGAUGACGACGAUCAACCAAAAUUCCCAGUCGAUUUAUAUGGAACAUACACAUCACACACAUGCACAUUUUACACCUUAUUUCCUGUAUGUUUAACCCUUUUCUACCCGUCCCUGUAUCAUGUUUCCCUAUUUCCAUAUUCGUUUUUAUUUUGUCCUAUCCAUUAUUAUCAUUAUCAUAUGUUCCAUGUUAUCGACACACUAUCUUUUUAUUUGCAAACAACAACCAAUAUUGAUUAAAAUUAUCUUCAUCAUCA
This is a messenger RNA of Dermatophagoides farinae (American house dust mite), 4225 nucleotides long. RefSeq names its product discs overgrown casein kinase 1. Lineage: Eukaryota; Metazoa; Arthropoda; Arachnida; Sarcoptiformes; Pyroglyphidae. Gene Ontology annotation, molecular function: protein kinase activity; ATP binding. Gene Ontology annotation, biological process: protein phosphorylation. The record is from RefSeq and is a predicted model, not a curated record.